Messenger RNA from Tetrahymena thermophila SB210, 1233 nucleotides. RefSeq names its product U2 small nuclear ribonucleoprotein A', putative. The transcript has 5 exons. Gene Ontology annotation, molecular function: protein binding. Gene Ontology annotation, cellular component: cytoplasm. The record is from RefSeq and is a predicted model, not a curated record. NCBI's taxonomy places the organism in Eukaryota, Ciliophora, Oligohymenophorea, Hymenostomatida, Tetrahymenidae.
AUGCCAAGGAUUACUUAGGAAUUGUUAAAGAGUAGGGCAGAACAUAAUGAAGGAUGCUUAUCUAAUUUAGAAGAAAUCACCUUGCAUUAGUUUGAAUUAGAGAAAAUAGAGUUGCUAGAGACCUAUUGCAGACACUUAAAGAUUCUAUAUUUGCAAAAUAAUAUAAUAGAAAAGAUGGAAGGAUUAAGCAAGUUAAAAGAACUCGAAUAUUUAAAUUUAGCACUCAAUAAUAUAUCUAAAAUAGAGGGUAUUUCGGGGUGUGAAAGUUUGAAAAAACUUGAUUUUACAGUCAAUUUUAUAGAUUUAGAAGAGUUAGAAGACUCUCUUAUUAAUGCUUCAAGGUGUCCAUUACUAAAGGAACUUUAUCUCACUGGUAACCCUUGCACAGAUUGGAGCGGAUAUAGAGAUUUUACAAUUGCAACUAUCCCAUAAUUAGAAUCGUUAGAUGGCAAAGAAAUAACUCCUACUGAUAGAAUUAAGGCCAAUCAGGCUUAUGAAGAUCUACUAGUUGACUUGCAUCAUAAAAUUGAAAUGAGAUAAAUAGAAAAGUAAAAGCAAGAACAAUUAAAAAAUUAGUAAGCUAUUGUUCCUGCUGGAUCUAUAGAAGCUAAUUAGGAAGACAAGAAUAAUGAAAAAUAGCCUUAUACCAAAGAAAGUAGAAAGUAAAUGUAUCUUGAAAUGGCUCAAGAUAAAGAGAAAAAGGAGAGGGAAAAGAAUCCUGAUAAAUUCAAAGAACCUAAAAAAGAAUCAUCAAUGUUUAGAACAGACGGAGAAAUUAGAUAGUGUAAUGAGGGUAAAUACGAUUUUAAAUUGAAGGAGUUUGAUGAUCCUGAAUGGUCUUUCUUUGAGUUAAGUGUACCUAAAUUCAUGGAUACAAGCUUUUUAGAUGUUAAUAUAAACCCGAAAUGGGUGAGUGUUAGAGUUAAAGGUAAACUCACCUAGCUACGUCUUGAUCAAGAAAUCAUUGUAGAAUAAAGCGAGGUAAAAAGAUCUCAAACUACUGGAUCUUUAGUAAUUAAAAUGAAGAAGUUAAAAGCUAAUGAACUAGUUAAAUUUUAAACCAAAAGAGAAUAAGAAGAGAAGAAGAAAAAAGAAGAAGAUUUAAAAGCUUAAAAACUAAAGGAGUAAUUAGAAAGAGAGGAAAAGCUUAAACUUUGCGAUAAGAUUGAAUAAAAGAUAAUACAAAAGACGCAAGAUUUUACAACUUUUGAUGAUGUGCCAGAUCUCGAAUGA